AUUGGCGAAGCACAAUUCAUAAGAAACCAAAAGUGUAAACACGAGUUAAAUUGGCUCCAGUUCAAUUAAAAUCUGAUAUGUUGAAGAAAAAAUCAGAUCUUGUUUCUAAACGCCCGAAAGAAAAGGUCGUAUACAUCUACGAACUUUUACUGAAUGGCGAGAAAAUUGACGAAAAUCCUGGAUUUUGGGAGAACUUCUUUUUGUUGCAACCUAAUUGCGAGUUUUUGGAGCAAAAACUACAAAAAAUGGAGUAUUCAGAGUUAUCUGCUAUAGAGACUAACUUGUUGUUAUUGUUCAAAAACUGUGUAGUGGCUCUCGAUUCCGACAACGUAAAAAGAAUAAAUAACUCAUUAGUGACAAUUAGUAUAUUAGUUCUGGUCAUGUUUAAAAAAAGAAAUACUGAACCAGAUGAUACAUUUUUAAUUGCCUGUGAAAACGAUGUUGAAUAUGGCAUAAGGAAAAUAAUCGAAAAAAUCAAAGUAUUACUAGUGAAUGACAACUACGAUACUACAAGAUAUUAUUGCAUAAAAUUGCUUUUCAUCGUGAUCACCGGCAGAAACAAUUUGAGCCAAAAUAUUCUUCUCGAAUAUGGUAUGGUUGAUAAUUUGUUCGAUCCUCUCAUAAAAAUAUUGAGUGAUCCUUCCUCAAGACAGGAACACGGACAUGAUAUUGUAACAUUGAUUACGCUUCUGAUCAACUAUAGGAAAGAUGAAGGAUCUAAUCCGUAUAUUGUGAAAUUAUCACUUCUCGACGAUGAGUUGGCGUUGAAUGGGUUUGGGCAAAUAAUUGCUACUUCGCUUUUUGAGUUUACAAAACAACAAACAAUCAAUCUGAUGUCUUUACAAACUGGUUCUUGGUUUACUUCCAUUUCAUCGAUGGUUGGACAUAUGUUUCUAUCCGAAGAAGUUGAUGAAACAAUGCAACACAUAAGGCAAAAUAAUGCUUUAUUACUGGGUUUAUAUGAAGCUGUGCAUUUGAACAGAAAUUUCAUCACAAUAUUGGCUACAACUCAAGCAGAAUCAAGCUCGCCGCCUUCUCCAUUUAAUACAUUGAGCAAUCAGGCAAUUAGUGAUAUUGGAUCGGCACCCAUGAUAGAAGUUUCACAUUAUCCAACUAAUCUACUAGUAGCUGUUUUUCAAUACUGUUCUUUGGUUAUGACUCAUCAUAGAAACGAAUCCGGUGCGUUAAAUUUGAAGCUAUGCUUUAUCAUUCUUACGUGUAUUUCGGAGGACCAGUAUGCUAAUUCGAUUAUGCAUGAUUCAAAUUUAACUUUCAAAGUAUACCUGCAUAAAGCUCGUUUGCGUCACAGAAAAUUUACUGUUGAUCGUAUUUCGAAACCACAGCCAUUAGCAGCAACACUAUUAGAUUUGCUCGUGGAGUUUAUUGUUUCACACAUGAUGAAAAAAUUUCCAAUGGAGCUAUACUUAUUCUGUAUCGGCAUUCUGCAUCGCAUGAUAGUUUAUCAAAAACGAUGCCGCAUAAGGUUAAUCUAUCCUUGGAGAGAACUGUGGUCAUCGCUUAUUGGUUUACUUAAAUUCAUCGUGAAUCAAGAACACAAUCUUGUGAAGAAAUUCAAUAUUUUCAGCCUUGUGAUACAGGCCGUGGACAUUUUUAAUUUGUUCAUUACAUUCGGUGAUACCUUUUUGGCAACCACCAGUGAUUACGACGAAUUAUACUAUGAAAUCAACCGAGAGGAGAAAGUCUUCAGUGAGAUACAUGCGAUGGUUUUACGAUAUAGUGCUAUGGAUGAAAGCGAAUAUAAGGAAGAUAUUUUGAAGCUGCUAAAUUCAUUGAUAAACAUACUUGCUAUAAUAAAGCAUUUUCAGGUUAAAAUUAAAGAAUGGCUAUCCGCAGAAGAGCUUUCGACACCUACGGAGGAGCAAAUAUUAUUUCAAAUACAGAAAAAUUAUGACCUCACCCUUAAACUUCAAAGUUCAUUAGACGUUUUUCCGAGAUAUACUGAGAAACCUUAUAAAUUAUUUUUCCAAAUUCUAGUUAAGGAUAUAGUUGUAGAUACCCGUAAGUCCGUGGAAAAUGUAGCGAAAAUAUUUAACAAAAAUCGGAGAAAUAAUGAACAUUACCAAGACAGUUAAUUUACUGACGAUUAUGUUGUAGAUCAUAAUGCAGAUUUGUUUCGCGAAUAAAAACAAGUCUGAUGGGG
Toxorhynchites rutilus septentrionalis is the source of this 2161-nucleotide messenger RNA. RefSeq names its product armadillo-like helical domain-containing protein 3. Lineage: Eukaryota; Metazoa; Arthropoda; Insecta; Diptera; Culicidae. Bases 78 to 2093 code for a protein of 671 amino acids. Gene Ontology annotation, cellular component: cytosol. The transcript has 9 exons. Gene Ontology annotation, biological process: regulation of Golgi organization. The record is from RefSeq and is a predicted model, not a curated record.